This is a messenger RNA of Tremella mesenterica DSM 1558, 1242 nucleotides long. RefSeq lists its product as uncharacterized. The record is from RefSeq and is a predicted model, not a curated record. The transcript has a single exon. NCBI's taxonomy places the organism in Eukaryota, Fungi, Basidiomycota, Tremellomycetes, Tremellales, Tremellaceae. Bases 1 to 1242 code for a protein of 413 amino acids.
AUGGAGAAUAUAGAAGAAAAUAUUGAUGAGGAGGCCUGGUGGCAAAGAUUGAUGGCCAGACUGGAGCCAUCAGAGGAGCAGAAUCUAGCAGAACAACAAGGAGGCAUUAAUUCUGCAUGUUCCCAGUUGCAAGACACACACAUUCAGAAAGACGCUCGCCACAACUAUGAUUUACCGCCGCGUCCAUGGACACCCACCACAUCAACUGCCCCCUCAGGAUAUGGAGAAUUUGAUGGGCAAGGUCAAGAUUAUUUGUUUGCAGAUCUAACACAUACACAACUUGCCAAUGGGACUGCAUCAUUGUCACAUCCUCUCUCCCCAACAGAACAAAUUCCCAUUGCUGAACCCUCAUUCCCUUUUUGGCCAGGACCAUCUCUAAUGCCAUCACAGCAAAGUCCACAAAUCCAACCACAUUUUAUCAAUCAGGCAGAGACAUAUGGCAUGCAGCAUCUGGAGAACGAGGUGCGGCAUGACCUAAAUCCUUUGCAAACAAGCAACACCCUUGUCAACUAUCAAUCACUGCCACAAGCUGAUCUUGGGGCAUCUAAUCAGGGGACCCUUUGGGGACACCUCUUGCCACCAGAAGCUACGCCUCUGCCACAGUGUGCAGCUCCACAGCUGUCACUAGUCGAAGCAGGCAUCCCUCCCCCAUUUGGCAACAACAUCAUCACAACAACACAUAGCAGUACUCAUCCAUAUCCCACGCAGAAUUCUUUUGUUGAUGAGCUGGCGGUCAUUGCACAGCGGUCACAACUGCUGGCUCUCCUGGGGAUGGAUACCAGCAUGAACAUCAGUCGCCAAAAGCUCACCUGGUACUUGACAUAUGCUGAUGAGAAAUACAAUUUCCUCUCAGCCGUGCCCCGUGGUCCAGACCCAAGGUGGGUUCGUGAAAGUUUGAGCGAAUGUAACAGUGUAUGCCCAGCUCUUGACUCUCUUUUUGAUUUCCAGCAACUACAUACAGACAAGAGUGUCCGCUCAGGGACAAAGAAUUUUCUGACUGAGGCUCUCAAGGCACUGUACAGGGGCGGAUUUCAAGAGCGGGGCAUCUUUUGGAAGAUAUGGGGAGCACUCACCAGAGCCGGCAUUGAAAGGGGCAGAUUUGUGCCUAGAACACAAUUGACCAUGGGAGAGUACCAGACGGUAGAGAACGCUGUGGCAACCUUGAAAACAACAGCAGCGAUCCAGUUUGGCCAAUCUGAAGUGGACAUUGCCCUGUCAAGAAGUUUUAUCCGCCAGGAAUGA